Messenger RNA from Rhagoletis pomonella (apple maggot), 2296 nucleotides. RefSeq names its product alanine aminotransferase 1. The record is from RefSeq and is a predicted model, not a curated record. Bases 402 to 1994 code for a protein of 530 amino acids. NCBI's taxonomy places the organism in Eukaryota, Metazoa, Arthropoda, Insecta, Diptera, Tephritidae. Gene Ontology annotation, molecular function: pyridoxal phosphate binding; L-alanine:2-oxoglutarate transaminase activity. Gene Ontology annotation, biological process: biosynthetic process. The transcript has 8 exons.
UUAGUUUAUAUUUACAUACAUAUACAAAAAUAAUUGUUUGUGCAAACCAUAGAAGCGUACUGCAUAACGAGUUAUUUAUCAACACAUAUCUAUAUUUAGAAAAAUAGUGAAUGGUGUCAAAAAAAUUUAACCAUGAUUUUCUUGACAUGAAAUCUGGAAAGCCAAAUAGUCAAUAAAAAGUGCAAUAAAUAACAAAAGUAAAACCAAGUAAAAGGAAAGCAGUAAAAGCCAAUUAUACUAACAACAACUUCCAGCCCCACUAAACGUAACAACAGCACCAGCGCCAACCUCCACUAAAUACACAAUAGCAAAAUUUACCAAUUUCAAUUCCCAUAACAACAACUUUAUAAAAACCAAAACAAACAGGAAGAGGACAAACACAAAAGCAAAAAGCAGCAAACAUGAAUCGCAUCAGUACUGCCGUGUAUCGCCAUUGGAAUGCGUCAUUAGUGAACAUUUCCCAGGCGAAUACUAGCCGGAGUUGUAGACUUACAGCAGUGUCCUUGAUCAACGGCAAACGUGAAAUGUCAACGACAUCGUCGCAAAACGCCGCUACAGCGGAAAAAUGUCUGUCGCUGGACAACAUCAAUCCUCAAUUCAUUGAAUUGGAGUAUGCUGUGCGCGGACCGCUGGUCAUACGUGCUGGCCAAAUUGAAAAGGAGUUGGCGCAGGGUGUGAAAAAACCUUUCGAUCAAGUCAUUCGUGCUAAUAUCGGUGAUUGCCAUGCUAUGGGACAAAAGCCUAUCACCUUUCUGAGACAGCUUAUGGCCCUAACCUUGGAUACAAGUCUUUUCGAUUCACCUAACUACCCAGAGGAUGUGAAGAAGCGUGCGCGCAUCAUUUUAGACGGCUGUCAAGGGAAAUCAGUUGGCUCCUACACUGACUCGGCUGGCAUUGAAGUGAUUCGUAAGCAAGUGGCUGAUUUCAUUGAGAAGCGGGAUGGCAUACCAAGCAAUUGGGAGAAUAUUUAUUUAACAGGUGGUGCCUCCCCAGGCAUCAAAAGCAUAUUGGCGCUCGUUCGCUGUAAAAUUGGCGGCAAGCGUCCUGGUGUAAUGGUUCCCAUACCUCAAUAUCCACUGUAUUCGGCUACAAUUUCGGAGUAUGCCAUGACUCGUAUCGGCUACUACCUGAAUGAAGAACAAAACUGGAGCAUGGAAGUUCCAGAACUCGAGCGAGCCUACCAAGAAGCACGUAAAACCUGUGAACCACGCGCCCUAGUUGUCAUCAAUCCGGGCAAUCCCACCGGUCAGGUGCUAACGCGUGAAAAUAUCGUAGAUGUAAUUAAAUUCGCACAUAAAUACAAGCUAAUCGUAUUGGCUGACGAAGUGUAUCAGGCUAACAUUUGGGCUCCCAAUUCGAAAUUCUACUCCUUCAAGAGUGUAGCACAUGAAAUGGGUUCACCCUACAGAGAAAUGGAAUUGUGUAGCUUUAUGUCUGCCUCAAAGGGCUACCUAGGCGAAUGUGGUAUACGUGGUGGCUACAUGGAGAUAGUGAACAUGUGCCCAAAGGUGCAAGCCACGCUAACAAAGUCUAUAACCGCUUCGCUAUGUCCAACUUCUGCUGGUCAGGUGGCUAUUAGCGCAUUGGUUUAUCCACCAGAAAAGGGUGAGCCUUCAUACGAGCAGUAUAUAGCCGAGAAAGCAGAGGUUUUGAAUGCCCUUAAAGAGCGCGCUGAAUUAGUAUACAAAACGUUCAACAGCUUUGAGGGAUUCAAGGUGAAUGUGGUACAAGGGGCCAUGUACGCUUUCCCACAAAUCGUUAUACCAGCUAAGGCUAUCGCGGCAGCAAAGGCAAAGAAUAUGGCGCCCGAUGUGUUCUAUGCCUUUGAAUUGUUGGAAUCAACCGGCAUUUGCAUUGUACCUGGCAGCGGUUUCGGCCAAAAAGACGGCACCUAUCACUUUCGCACCACAAUUCUGCCUCAGACCGACAAACUGAAAAUCAUGUUGGACAAAUUUCAAACUUUCCACGCUGAUUUCAUGAAGAAAUAUAAGUAAAUUGUAUUAGAAGAUUCAUGGAAAUCUGGUGCUAUGCAAAAUAUGUAUGCCAUCUACCAUCCAUCCAUUAAAUGGCGUGGCGCCACAGUAUACUACUAACGCACCGCGGUUUGAAACUUGAAUUACAGAUCAUAAUUCUCCAGAGCCUUCAUUUUUUAACCAAUUAGAAAAUUUGUUUUUUUUUUUUAAUGAAAGCCUAUAAAAUGUACAGUAACCUGUUCAGCCCGAUUGUUUUUUUACCUAAAAUUUAAUGGGCUAUAAAACUGCAUGCCUAAAACUUUUGCACAAACACAAAAAAAAAA